UGAUGUGGGGGUACAUUUUUUGACACGACACCAGUAAACGCCAUUUUACCAUUGAACGGGGCCAGUGAAGAAGCACCGAGGAACACCAGCAAAGGUGAGUCGAAAUGGGGAAUUUUGCAAGCCUUUUUAGAGGACUGUUUGGCAAGAAAGAGAUGAGGAUCCUGAUGGUAGGACUAGACGCUGCUGGAAAGACCACUAUCUUGUACAAACUUAAACUGGGAGAAAUUGUUACCACCAUCCCUACCAUUGGGUUUAAUGUUGAGACUGUAGAAUUCAAGAACAUCAGUUUCACAGUGUGGGAUGUUGGUGGUCAGGACAAGAUCAGACCCCUCUGGAGGCAUUAUUUCCAAAACACACAAGGCCUUAUCUUUGUGGUGGACAGUAAUGACAGAGAGCGAAUUGCAGAAGCGAAAGAGGAGCUGAUGCGAAUGUUGGCCGAGGACGAGCUGAGGGACGCCGUGCUGCUUGUGUUUGCUAAUAAACAGGACCUGCCGAACGCCAUGAAUGCUGCUGAGAUCACAGACAAACUGGGUCUGCAUUCCCUUCGUCACCGUAACUGGUAUAUCCAGGCCACAUGUGCUACCAGUGGAGAUGGGCUCUACGAGGGUCUGGACUGGCUUUCGAACCAGCUAAAGAACGCAAAAUGAUUCAUCUCUCCCGGUCUGUCAGCUCUGUCUGCAGUGUUUAUUUUUAUUUUAUUUUUUUGGGAGUCGGCACUGGUCCUGGUCUCACUCUCUCUUCACUCUUUCUUUUUCCUCUGAAUUUUUAUUUAAUUUUUAUUUUUUUGGACCAAUGGCCAGUGCCGCUCUGCAUCCGUGUACUGUAUGUGUGUGUGUGUGUGUGUGUUUGGAUAAGUAUCUGUGAGCGUAUGAAUGAGUUAAUGUGUGUUUGUGUCGAGCUAAGUGGGAGCAGCCCUGCUGUGCCUUGAACACAGUUAGCUCUCAGUCAACUCAUUCCUCCAGCGUCAGCACAUCCAGAGGCGCUGGGUUCCACCAAGAAAAACGCAACGCACCGUCCCGAGUGCUCUGUGUCUUCUCUAAAGAAUGUUUAAGAGAAAAAAACCAAAUGGCAACAAUUCUUUCUUCUUUUUUUUAGGUACAUUAAAGCAUUUUGAUAUCAGUUUCCAACAAUCAACUGUAAUAUCCUGCAGCAGUGUGUUAAAUUAUUAGUGUUGCUUUCUUUUCAUGAUCAAAUAAUUAAACCCUAAAAACAAGUGUGUUAAAAAUAUUGUAGAUUCCUUAUGAUCAUAGUUUCUGUGUUGAUUUUUUUUAUUCUGUUUAGUCACAUUUUUGAUGUUAAAUAUGGCUUUGAGUUUUUUCAUCAGGUUCGAAUCCUUAUUUUUUGUUUUUAGUGUAAUAGGUCAAAAGAUCCCAUGUGCUUGGAUCUGGUAAAGGCAAUAAAUGUUGCGGUGCAUGUUUACAUAUUUGGAGGAGUGGAACUAUUGCAUGGAUUGCCGUUUCUGUCCUUAAGGSCUGUGUGGGCUUUAGCUUUUCAUUCUAAGUUGCUCCCACUUCUGCUCUUUAUUUACCGGUAGACUUGCUUUUCUCUUGUGAGUAGCUCCUUGGCUUAGGUUUGUUUUAUUAUCUGUUCUUAAUUUAAUAUUACUGUUCUUUCUUGGAUGACCUGGUUUUACUUUAUUUUCACUUGCCAGGUGUGUUGUCCUUUCAAAAUAAAAUGCUUUAGGGACCAAAUGGUUUGCUUUAGAAAAGGUCUCGUCGUGUUCGGGUCAGUUCUGGAUUCAUCUGCAGAGCAGGAGGCCACAAGCGUUUGUAUUCUUCGUCGGGCACGCGCGUUCUUUCAGCUGCGUUGUCUGUGCUGUGGUAGAUGGCACUUAGUGUUUCAAUCAGCCGUAUAAAUGCAUUUUCAGCUGUUUUGUGCUUCAGACUGAGGUACUUCCUCUCUUUGGUUUGACAUGAAAUUCAACCAUUUGUACAACUUCAUCAGAUUGCUCAACACAGACGCGCGUUAAGACAGCUGUUUAGUCGCUCCCCAUUUCUCUACACCAGCAGAUAUAAGAAUGUUGCUUGAAUUUAACCAGAAUAGUUUUCCUCUUUAAACCUGUUUUUUUUUUUGUUCCGAAGGCGUUUUCUGAUUUAAAAUAAAAAUAAAACCAGUCCACACUGAGUGAAGAUGACUGCACAGUUAUUUUACAAUGACCUCAACUGGGAGCUUUAAGUUCCCCUCUCUUCUUUUUUUUUUCUUUCUAUAACUGGACAUUUUUCUUUGAAAGUUUUAUAAAAACAGGUUUUUUGUCCUUCUGUUACAGUAUUCCUUAAACAAAUGUUAAGCCGUUUUAAGAACAAGUAAAGGUAAAUGAAAAGAAAUAAUAAAGUCUAAAAGAAAUACUGUAAAAGUGUUUAAAAUUAACUUGUCAUCCUUUGGUCAGAUGUGAAGCUUUAAUUUGCAAAAGUUUGUGUAUAUGUAUUUCUUUUUCUUCUUUUUACGCCUUUUGAAAAWUCAUCCUGUAACCUCUGAUAAAUGCACUAUAAUAAAGAGUAUCUAUUAUA
Molecule: messenger RNA, 2507 nt
Organism: Austrofundulus limnaeus
Lineage: Eukaryota; Metazoa; Chordata; Actinopteri; Cyprinodontiformes; Rivulidae
Product: ADP-ribosylation factor 1
Exons: 5
Coding region: 105-647 (180 amino acids)
Molecular function (GO): GTP binding; GTPase activity
Source: RefSeq, a predicted model, not a curated record